Messenger RNA from Cooperia oncophora, 471 nucleotides. The record is from the annotation of a GenBank genome assembly. NCBI's taxonomy places the organism in Eukaryota, Metazoa, Nematoda, Chromadorea, Rhabditida, Trichostrongylidae.
AUGGAAGGCAAAACUCGAAAUAACACAACUAAUGAGAAAUACGUUUUAGGAAAGCCUUCAGUGAAAACGACGAAAACAACACCGAAAACCACAGAAUUAACCACGAAAAAAACGACUACAAAACCAAAUACGGCUCAACACAUUACCAUACAUCCUUCUACACAACCAUCGCCUAACAUCACAAAUGUGAGCAGUGCAAAGCCAACCAGUCACGACGUCAGUCCGGCUAUGAGCACGACGGCACAGAUUACCACAGCUCAGAAGCAAUCACCUGGAACAACUAAUGUUACAUCAUCAAGUAAGAAAACUCCUAUACUUGGUCCGAUAACAGCAACUACGGAAGGAGUAGCUUUCAUCGUAACGGAUUCUCCAGAUGAUGUUCCAUCGAAGACCAGCGAGAAGAAACAAAAAACGUAUUUUUUAUUAUUAAACAGCCUCAAUCAAAUGCGACCCGGAUAUUCAGACAACUAA